UAGGUUAUUAAUACACAACAUUUCGGAAUUCCAGUGUUCACAGGGAUAUGAAUGUACAACAAUAUAUAACAAUAAUCAUUCGGUCCAUCCUAAUAUUUUUUUUAACCUAUCGACGAAACAAUGAACAGUUGAACGAACUCUAGUGACAACAAUUGUAAAGUAUCUCUAACCUCAAUUACAUUCCACCAGUUGAGGAUACAGAUGAUCUGAGUUGAACGAGAAUGUUAAUAUUUGUGGAAAAAGAUUGUUGAAAUAUUAAAAAUACUGCAGAUAUGGACGUCGUCCCAGGAACAGCAUCUCUUCUUGAUGAGUUGGACAAAAAAUUGAUGGUUCUACUCAGAGAUGGACGAACAUUGAUUGGAUACUUGAGGAGUGUAGAUCAAUUUGCUAAUCUCGUUUUACACAGAACAAUCGAGAGAAUUCACGUGGGAAAGGAGUAUGGAGAUAUACCCAGGGGUGUUUUUAUUGUCAGAGGAGAAAAUGUCGUAUUGCUAGGUGAAAUCGAUAGGGAUAGGGAAAAGGAUCUUCCACUCUCAGAAGUGUCAGUAGACGAUAUCCUUGAUGCUCAGAGGAGAGAGCAGGAAUCAAAACAAGAUCGAAAUCGUCUGCAGAGUAAGGCCCUGAAGGAGAGAGGACUGUCCUACAUCCCAGAUCUUGGGCAUGACGACAUGUUCUGACCCACAGCUGUGAUCACUGGAGCUCAUUCAUAUGCCACUAAUUUUCAUAACGCAAAGUGAUUCUGAUAUUUUUCAAAACAAUUAUACAGUAAUAAACAAGAGUAAAUAAUUGAUAAUCGCAUCCCAUCAUAAUUUUCUCAAUUAUCGAAAUCGAAAUUACAGGAGAGAGUGAACAAAAAAAUGGAAAUGCAAGUGCUUAUUUCAGCUGUUCAAAGCCGUCACUUACUCAGGCUACGCCAUAAAUUCGUCGACUGAUUCAACGGAAAUUUCAGUGAGUGUUUACGGAUUGUGCGAAUAAGAAUUCAAUAUCAGUGUUUGCGAAAUGAAAAAUGCUGAAAUAAACCGGAUCGAUCCAUCCGGAAGCCAAUCAUGAUAAGAUACUGCAAAUAAAUCAAUAAAAAAUCCUA
Messenger RNA from Fopius arisanus, 1084 nucleotides. It is a transcript of the gene LSm1, whose product is annotated as U6 snRNA-associated Sm-like protein LSm1. The transcript is spliced from 3 exons. Gene Ontology annotation, molecular function: RNA cap binding. Gene Ontology annotation, cellular component: P-body; Lsm1-7-Pat1 complex. Gene Ontology annotation, biological process: deadenylation-dependent decapping of nuclear-transcribed mRNA. The record is from RefSeq and is a predicted model, not a curated record. Lineage: Eukaryota; Metazoa; Arthropoda; Insecta; Hymenoptera; Braconidae. Bases 273 to 677 code for a protein of 134 amino acids.